AUGGGUGGGAAUUCCGCCAUUCACCAGAGCAUCUGUCUGAACUUGGGCGAGUCCGUGGGCCGGCGUCUCUGUAACAGCUCGCGUCUGCGAUGUUGGAAAAAAUACAGUAAUCUCCUUCGUCUGCCCCUCAAGCCCUUUUGGGGCGACCAGCGCCUUUUGCACAGCCUCCUCCGGACCAGGUCCCCCAAAUUUGAGAGACCGCAGACGACGACGAGAAAGGCCUCGUAUCAAAUCGUUCGGCAGCAGCGUAGUUCGGGUGAGACAUGUCAUGGCCUGCGAGUCGACUUCGUCUUCUUCGUCGUCGCUGUGAAGCGCAACCCGUUCAUGAUGCCCAUAAUUAAUUUCACUCACGCUCUAGCACUGAUGGUCCAUCCCCAGAUUCGAUGGCAGCAGCCGUCUGAUGAAACACGGGUACCUGAACGUGGAAGGCGAUCCGAAAGAAAGGUUCGUUCGCCUUGCGUUGCGUUGCGUUGCAUGAAGAUGAAGAUGUCAUUAUCUCUGACGCGCCGCCUCCUCAAACCGGAGCCCUGCCCUUUCACCCCUCAUGAAGCACCAAACGUCUCACAGGAUGAGAUCACCAUCACCGACCACCUGCAAGAAUCAUUUUCUGCACCGGUGACUGGCCAUGGGGAAAACUUCAGGUUUCCGAUUGCUGGAACAGGAUUUCAAGAGCAGGUGGAGGUUGAUUUGCAAACUCCAACAGACCCACGGGCCGCGAAUGUCACGGCCGGGAUGAGAAGUCAAAUACCUACAGUAAUGGUAGAGGAAGACCUUCAGAUGAAGAAAUGUAGAAGACGAUGGAUAGUAAGCCAAAGCCCGAAUGCUCUUCUAGUCAUCUCAUCCAGAUGUCGGCCAAUCCGGUUCGGUAAAGUACAGCGUCCUAGAGGCUUGCCGGACAAUAUUGAAAUAUGGUCUCGGGAACGGACAUCCGAAUUGUUGAGAUCUGGGUUCCUCGGAUUCUGA
Mollisia scopiformis is the source of this 963-nucleotide messenger RNA. RefSeq lists its product as uncharacterized. The record is from RefSeq and is a predicted model, not a curated record. The coding region runs from base 1 to 963 and encodes 320 amino acids. The transcript is spliced from 3 exons. NCBI's taxonomy places the organism in Eukaryota, Fungi, Ascomycota, Leotiomycetes, Helotiales, Mollisiaceae.